UGGAUAUUGUUAUCUUUCCCGCCUUUUCAAACAGAAUAUUAUUAUCAAAAGUCAAAAACUUCAAACAUCACUUUAUCGUAAGCUGCCCCAAAUUCCCAUGCGACUAUAAUUCUUCAAGUGUGAUUCAUAGGACGAAUUGAUUCUUUUGGACUGUGAUAAACAUCAUAAUAUUUUGCUUGUAUUUUUGUAAAGUGCACUUUGUGUAAUAUUAAUGGUGUAUAUCCGCUAAGGUAGCUUGUGCUUGUAAUUUUGAAAUGGAAGUCGACAACCCAGAAGAGGGUGCAUCAACCUCAGCCGUAAUAGAUCCCAUGGAAGGAUCUUCGACCAGCACAAAGGAUUGUUUAACUACUGUACCCUCUCAAACGAAAACUGUUAAAAGUGAUUUAAACACGCCAUGGAUUGAAAAAUAUCGUCCAAAAUCAUUCACAGACAUUAUUGGUAAUGAAGAAACUGUUUUGCGACUGGAAAAGUUUUCUUUGUGCGGAAAUGUACCAAACAUAAUUAUUGCUGGUCCUCCUGGUGUUGGUAAAACCACAACAAUAUUGGCUCUGGCCAGAAUACUUCUAGGAAGUGCAUUCAAAGAAGCCGUAUUAGAACUAAAUGCAUCUAGUGAUCGUGGUAUUGAUACUGUACGAAACAAAAUCAAAAUGUUUGCUCAGCAAAAAGUCACAUUGCCUCCUGGAAGACACAAAAUAAUUAUUUUGGACGAAGCCGAUAGUAUGACUGAUGGAGCCCAGCAAGCACUUAGACGUACUAUGGAAUUAUGGAGUAAUACAACAAGAUUUGCACUUGCCUGUAACAAUAGUGACAAAAUUAUUGAAGCCAUUCAGUCACGUUGUGCCAUGUUGCGAUAUGGAAAACUCUCUGAUCAAGAGAUCAUGACGCAGAUGCUAAAAGUCUGCAAAUCCGAAGAGGUAUCGUUCAGUGCCGAUGGUUUGGAAGCCGUUGUAUUUACUGCUCAAGGCGACAUGCGACAAGCGUUGAACAACUUACAUUCUACAUGGAAUGGUUUUAGACACGUCGACAGCACAAAUGUAUUCAAAGUUUGUGACGAGCCACAUCCUUUACUGGUUAAAGAAAUGUUAUUGGAAUGUGCCGACCAAAAUAUCUCUAAGGCAUACAAAAUAAUGGCCCAUUUAUGGAAACUUGGUUAUGCACCUGAAGACAUCAUUACAAAUAUAUUUAGGGUUGCAAAACAUUUGGAAAUCAAAGAAUCUCUGAAAUUAAAAUUUAUACAGGAGAUUGGAAUGGUUCACAUAAGAAUUGUGGAAGGAAUGAACUCAUUACUUCAAUUGUCAGGAUUAUUAGCCAAGUUGUGCACAGUAGCUGCCAAAACAGAAAGUUAAAAAAGUUAAAAUGUAUGAUAAUAUAAUAAUAAAGCUGAUGUACCUAACUAAGAAA
Messenger RNA from Myzus persicae (green peach aphid), 1401 nucleotides. RefSeq names its product replication factor C subunit 2 (gene RfC4). The coding region runs from base 255 to 1346 and encodes 363 amino acids. Gene Ontology annotation, cellular component: nucleus; DNA replication factor C complex. Gene Ontology annotation, molecular function: ATP hydrolysis activity; DNA clamp loader activity; ATP binding. The transcript is spliced from 7 exons. Gene Ontology annotation, biological process: DNA-templated DNA replication; DNA repair. The record is from RefSeq and is a predicted model, not a curated record. NCBI's taxonomy places the organism in Eukaryota, Metazoa, Arthropoda, Insecta, Hemiptera, Aphididae.